Molecule: messenger RNA, 1896 nt
Organism: Dioscorea cayenensis subsp. rotundata (Guinea yam)
Lineage: Eukaryota; Viridiplantae; Streptophyta; Magnoliopsida; Dioscoreales; Dioscoreaceae
Product: mucin-2-like
Exons: 1
Coding region: 579-1643 (354 amino acids)
Source: RefSeq, a predicted model, not a curated record
UCUCUUUUCUUCAUCACCCUCUUCCUCCUUCUUCUCCUCCUCCUCCUCCUCCUCCUCCCUCUCUUCAAUCCUUCUCCUCAUCCCCUUAACCAGAGAGCACCAGACACAGAGAGUACCACAUCUCUCUCUCUCUUUCUCAACCAUUUAAGUCUUUUGUGUGUGUUUUUGAGAGUGUCUAGCUCUUUAAUUUCCUAUAUAUAUAUAUAUAUAUAUAUACAUCCCUUUCUUAUCUUCUCUUCUCUUCUCUGUCCUCUCUCUCUCUACCUCUCUAAUAUAACUGUGUUUGUUUGUGUGUGUGUGUGAGUGAGUGAGUGAUCAUAAGUCUCUCUCUUUAAGUCUUGUGUGUGAGCGUGCGCGUGACUGUGAGAGUGUGUGAGUGAGAGAGAGAGAGAGAGAGAGAGAGAAAGAAGGAGAGCAUAGGGGUCUUUCUCUAAAGCAAAGUCCUGAUCUUUUCCUCUCUAUAUCUUCUCUUCUUUGUGAUUUCUUAAUGAUCCACUGAUCCUAUAUAUAUAUAUAUAUACACAUGGAGAUACACACAUAGAAAGAGUGAGAAGAGUGAGAAGAGAGAAAAGAGAUCAAUGGAUUCAGGGAAUAGUGGAAGCUUACAAUCAUCUAGUGGAGGAGAUGAAGAGUAUGACUCACUCAUACCCUCCUCCACCGCCGCCUGCGCCACCAUCUCCACCACCACCACCACCCAUCACCACCAUCAUCCUCAUCCUCCUCCUCAUUCUUCUCUCUAUGACACCCUCUCAUACUAUGACUCCUUUCCACGUUCUCCACCCAAUCCAUUCCUCCACUUAGAAACCCCCUGGUCUCGUACUCCUUCCGCCACCGACAUCACCGGCCUUCUUCCCACCUCCACUUCCACCACUACCAACACCACCAACCCUUUCUCCCUCACCACCCCUUCCAAACCUUCAUCGGCACCACCUGAACCUCCUCCUCCUCCUCCUCCUCCUCCUCCUCCUCGCAACUCCAAGAAGCGUUCUCGCGCCUCUCGCCGUGCUCCGACCACUGUACUCACCACCGACACGUCCAACUUCCGUGCCAUGGUCCAAGAGUUCACCGGCAUACCUACUUCUCCUUUCGCCACUCCUUCCUCUUCUUCCUCCUUCCCCCGCUCUCGUCUUGACAUCUUCUCCGGCCGCUCCUCCUUCAACGACUCACUCCUCUCUCCCCCUCCUUAUCUUCUCCGCCCAUUCCCUCAAAAGCUCCAACCUUCAUCUUCCUUCCCUCCUUUAUCCUCUUCAUCUUCUUCCUCUUCUUCUAGUCUUAGUGUCACUGCUUCUACUCUUAAUGCAACCACCAUUGCUAGACCUAGUUCUUCUUGCACCACUAAUCCAAACCCAACCAAUAACUUCCAACUCCCUCAUGAUCAUCAUCAUCAUCAUCAUCAUCAUCUUGGUCUUACCAUGCAAAACCAAAUGUUCACCUUCCAAUCACUUCUCCAACCUCCAAUCAACUCUUUGUCCAACAUCCCGGCUUUCACCGAUAAGUCUCGUUCCAACGAUCAUCAUCAUCAUCAAGCUAUCCCUGACUUGGGUGCUGGCAAUUUAGAUCAUGGAGAUGUUAAUAACCUCACCGGUAACCUAUCUAGUCUUGUUGGCAGUGCUGAAGGUGGUGAUUGCAAGAUAAACUUCUAGUCAGAGUUGAAGGUAUGAUAUGCAUGGAUAUAUUCAAUGUUUUCAUCAAGAAGUCAAUUUUAUAUUGUCAAGAAGACACAAGAAGUUUAUUACUAGCUUCUUCUUCUUCUUCUUCUUCUUCUUUCUUUCUUUUGCCUUUUGUUAAUUAGUUCAUCAACAUCAUCAGUUUCAGUAUAUAUAUACAUCAAUCUGUUUCCUUUUCAAUGUCUAUGUGAAUAGGGUUUUUGCUCUAUAUAUGCUCUCUCUUUCUCUC